This is a messenger RNA of Penicillium mononematosum, 963 nucleotides long. Its product is annotated as aldo/keto reductase family protein. Gene Ontology annotation, molecular function: oxidoreductase activity. The record is from RefSeq and is a predicted model, not a curated record. The transcript has 2 exons. Bases 1 to 963 code for a protein of 320 amino acids. Lineage: Eukaryota; Fungi; Ascomycota; Eurotiomycetes; Eurotiales; Aspergillaceae.
AUGGCGAGCAUCAAAAUCAUCUGGGGCGGAGCCUCAAUCGUCGACAAAGUCUCUUAUCCAACCCUUGAAUCCAUCAGCGAGGUCCUCAAUAUUCUACAUGCUAAGGGCAUCAAAAACAUCGAUACUGCCAAGCGCUACAGUAACUCCGAGGAGCUACUGGGAAAACUUCAAGCCCAUUCCCGCUUUACCAUUGAUUCCAAAUUCCCUGGCGGGGCUGGACCCGAGCCUUCUACCCCAGAGUCUCUUGUUACAAGCUUGAAUGAGAGCUUGGAUCUUCUUCAAACUGACCAGCUCGAUGUCUACUACAUGCAUGCCCCCGAACGCAGAAGCCCAAUGGAAGAUUUGCUGGCUAGUAUCGACUCUGAGUACCGGGCUGGGAAGUUCAAGCGUUUUGGAUUGUCCAACUAUCUCGCCGAGGAGGUCGAAGAGGUGGUCCGCAUCUGUCGCGAAAGGAACUAUGUCGUUCCAAGUGUGUACCAGGGCAACUAUUCCGCUGUUGCACGCCGAGCAGAGAAAGAACUCUUUCCCACGCUACGGAAGCAUAACAUGUCCUUCUAUGCUUAUUCGCCCAUCGCGGGUGGGUUCCUGACCAAGGAUGUUGCGACUUUGGUCGCGGGCGGCCAGGGUCGAUGGAAUCCAAAGACACCACUUGGUGGGGUGUACAAUGCGCUUUUUAAUAAGCCGAGCAUGUUGGAGGGCUUGGAACAAUGGGGGAGGAUUUCCAAGGAGUCUGGUAUUCCCAAGGCUGAAUUGGCAUAUAGGUGGGUGGCGCAUAACUCGGCCCUCAAAGGAGAAUUCGGAGAUGCUGUGAUUGUUGGCUCGCGUAAUGUUGAGCAGCUCAAUCAGACGCUUGCUGCAUUGAGCAAAGGUCCCCUGAGCGCGGAAAUUGCAGCACGGAUUGAGCAGGUGUGGAAGAUCGUCGAGGCUGAUUCGCCUUUAGACACAUUCAACCGUUCCGCCUAG